UUUGCUUUCAUCAUCAUGUUCUCUGACUCGAUUGAGAUUGAGACGGAGGCAAUGGGCACCUACGUCCCGAGCAGCGCCAACAACCGCAGCGGCCGCCGCGGCAACAACGACGGCAACUACGCGGCAUUCCAGCAAGGCGACUUUCCGAUGAGCAGCGGCGCUGGCCUGUUUGGCUCGGCUGAGGCGGCAGGCGCCAUCCCGAUCGGUGCCGCCACUAGUGCUGGCUUGUUUGGCACUCCCGGCGCGAACGUUGCUGCUGCUGCUGCUGCUGCUACUGCUGGCGCUGGUGCUGGUGCAGGUGCAUCGAGCGCCGCCGCCGCCGCUGCCGCCACCUCGACCACCAACGGCAUCCCCGACAUUGUCGCAAAGUUCCUCAUCUUCUUCCAGCGCACGUUGGCCGAGAACAAGAACGUCAAUGAGAUCACGUCCGUGUAUGAUGGCGGCUUUGCACAGACGACCGAGCGCUAUUACAAGAAUGCGCCUUGGCCCUCGGCAGAUCUGAUUGCUCCCCUCGUGGACAACGACACCUUCUUCCUCAUUCUCUACAAGGAGCUGUACUACCGACACAUCUAUGCGCGCCUGACCCCCACGCUUGAGCAGCGCCUCGAGUCGUACGAAAACUACUGCGACCUGUUUGACUUUAUUCUCAACCGCGAUCAGCCAGUCGACAUCGAGCUCCCCAACCAGUGGCUCUGGGACAUGAUUGACGAGUUCAUCUACCAAUUCCAAUCCUUCUGCCAGCUGCGUGCCCGCGCCGACACCAAGACUCCCGAGGAGCUGGCCUUCUUUGAGGCCAACCCCCAGGUCUGGGACGUCCACAGCGUCCUCAUCAUUCUGCACUCGCUUGCUGAAAAGUCCAACAUUAACCAGCAGCUCGAGCUCCAGCGAGUGGGUGGCCCCAACGCCGAGGGUCUUGCUGCCGUUGCUGGCGAGUUUGGCUCGCGCGGUCUCUACCGCCAGCUCGGUUUCUUUGCCCUGAUUGGUCUCUGCCGCCUACACUGCCAGCUGGGCGACUACUAUCAAGCCCUCAAGGUUCUCGAUAGCCUUGAUUUCGGCCGACGUGGCAUGCAUUUCAAGGUCCCCGCUUGCCAGAUCACUGCCUACUACUAUGUUGGUUUUGCUUACUUUAUGCUGCGCCGCUACCAAGAUGUUGUGCGCACCCUCAGCUCGAUUCUCUUGUUGAUGCUCCGCACACGUCUUGGCAACUUUGGCCCGUCACAUCAAGUGGACAUGAGCUCCAAGAAGAACGAACAAAUGUACGCUCUCCUCGGCAUGGCUGUGGCUUUCAACCCCCAGCGCCUCGAUGAGACCCUCCAAGCCACGCUGCGCGAAAAGCUCGGCGAAAAGUACCAAAAGCUCCAGAAGGGCGACGAGGCUACUUUCGAAGAGCUGUUCAAGGCUGCCUGCCCUAAAUUCAUCGCACCUGUUGUCUCCGACACUCCCUCCAAUCCCCUCGCUUUGCAACAACGUCUGUUCCUUGCUGAAAUGAAGCAACAAAUUUUGCUGCCAGCUAUUCGCAGUUAUCUCAAACUGUACACCACCAUGCCGAUUGCCAAGCUCGCCUCCUUCCUUGAUGUGGACACCGACACUUGCCGCACACAAUUGCUGUCAUACAAGCACAAGAUGCGUAGCGUCGUCUGGUCUCAGGGCCCUCCGCUUUCUGGAGAGUUCCACUCAACCUCGGACAUUGAUUUUUACCUGAACAAGGACAUGAUUCACAUUGCCGACACCAAGGUGGCGCGUCGCUAUGGCUCUGUGUUUAUCAAGCUCAUUUCCAAUUCGCGGACACCCAACGACAAACUUGCCUCGGCUUAAGGACAAUUUGUCAGUUUGUAGUUGCUUGUGAUUUCGAUCUGUUGCUCCUUUUUUUUGCGUUGUUGUGGUCUUUGGCGUCUUCUUUUUGACUGUAAUCAAACUAAAAGCGCGUCGAGAAACAAGACUCACGUACGGCGCAAUCCCGUCAUGCUUUGUGCACAAACGAAUGGACUGAGCCUGAGUGCAUUGAUAAAAC
Molecule: messenger RNA, 2011 nt
Organism: Capsaspora owczarzaki ATCC 30864
Lineage: Eukaryota; Filasterea; Ministeriida; Capsasporidae
Product: eukaryotic translation initiation factor 3
Exons: 7
Coding region: 16-1815 (599 amino acids)
Biological process (GO): translational initiation
Cellular component (GO): cytoplasm; eukaryotic translation initiation factor 3 complex
Molecular function (GO): translation initiation factor activity
Source: RefSeq, a predicted model, not a curated record